This is a messenger RNA of Fusarium odoratissimum NRRL 54006, 3124 nucleotides long. RefSeq names its product phosphoenolpyruvate carboxykinase. Gene Ontology annotation, cellular component: cytosol. Gene Ontology annotation, molecular function: ATP binding; phosphoenolpyruvate carboxykinase (ATP) activity. The record is from RefSeq and is a predicted model, not a curated record. The coding region runs from base 1091 to 2860 and encodes 589 amino acids. The transcript is spliced from 6 exons. Lineage: Eukaryota; Fungi; Ascomycota; Sordariomycetes; Hypocreales; Nectriaceae. Gene Ontology annotation, biological process: gluconeogenesis.
GGGGCCCUGGGACCGGCGAUCAUGACGACACAUUUGCUUAAAAUGCACCACGAACAAGACGAUAGCCUCACGACUCAGACUGUGAGGAAAAGAGCUGGGAAAUUUUUGUGAAUUUAGCUGUCCAAACUUCAGAAUUAUGAGGCGGUUACAGGUGAGAUUUGGGGAAUUUGCAGCAUGUACGUUACUCAAUCAGGCGGCUGCAGGCCCGUAUAUAAGAAUAUCUGGAGGGAAAAUACCUUAGAGUACUGUACCGUCAUGGUCGUCAUCACGGUUUCCUCCCUUUCACCCCUUUACCAUCAACAACGUGACUAUCAGCCGCUUGCUAGCCAUUCAAUUUUCACCACCACCACCACCACCAGAAGGAAAAGAGAUCAACCGUCUUGGAAACACAGUAAUCCUACCGUACCGUACCGUAUCUUGCCGUCACAACAACGUCAAUUCGAUACGUCCAGAUGUAAAGGCGCUAUCCGCACGGCAUCAUCCACAUCCACGUCCACAUCGAGACCAGCAGCUCCAACCAAGGAUUGGAUCCAUUCGUCCAUUUUUUGCUACCCAGUUGUUUUGGUUGUUUUCCCCGUUAUUGAACACCUUGACCACUGCUAUCGUCGUUGUCGUCUUCCGGCAUCUUCCUGGACUUGGGCCUUAGUCUUUAGUCUUCCCCGCCAAAACCUUGACGCUCUGCUCAUUGUUUGAAGAGUUUGGACCGGGGUUGGGUUACGUUUCGUGACCCCCUCCGUCCCGCAAUAUCCCAUCAUUAGAGCUGGCGUCCAGAUCGUGUCUUCGGGUAUGGCCCCAAAUUCAAGCCCAGGCCAAGGCCCAGGUGUCCUAUCCCGUCACCUUGUACCAAGAUCAAGAGGUCUCUUCCGGUAUAAUAUCGUGCCCGUCACCUGCAACGCCUCGCCGGCUCCACUACGCGCUUGUCUCCGCCAGUCACAGCCUCACUCCCCAUCCGUCCCUGUCCCUCUCCAUCCUCGGGUCUGACCCCGGCAAGCGGACGCUAUCUAUCUUGUGGAGGAGCACACCGCGAACCUCACACCCCAGGGCGUACACUAUCAAAUCUCGAGCUGCUCGUGAAGCUUUUAUAAAAGCCAUGAAUGACCCCGUCAAAAGAAGUGCUUCUCUCUAUUCAAAUCAACUUCUCAAAGGUCCAAGCACACAAAUCAAGGCUUCAGGAACCGGUUUAUUCAAGAUGCUUCCCAACAACGUUAACAAGACUUCCCUCCACCCUACCGGUGUUACUCCUCACCAGGAGCACACCGAGCUGGAACAGGAGCUCCACGACAAGGCUCACAUCGAUUAUGACCGUGUCGCCAUUAUUCCCAACCCUUCAGUCGCUGCCCUCUACGAGGAUGCUCUUGUCUACGAGACCGGUACCGCUAUCACCUCCAGCGGUGCCCUGACUGCCUACUCUGGUGCCAAGACUGGUCGAUCCCCUCUUGACAAGCGAAUUGUCGAGGAGGCUUCUUCCAAGGACAACAUCUGGUGGGGACCUGUCAACAAGCCCAUGACUCCUGAGGUCUGGAAGAUCAACCGAGAACGUGCUGUCGAUUACCUCAACACACGAAGCCGUAUCUAUGUCAUCGAUGGUUUCGCCGGCUGGGACGAGAAGUACCGCAUCCGAGUCCGAGUUAUCUGCGCCCGUGCCUACCAUGCUCUCUUCAUGCGAAACAUGCUUAUCCGACCUUCACGAGAGGAGCUCAAGGACUUCCACCCCGACUACACCAUCUACAAUGCCGGCAAGUUCCCCGCCAACAGAUACACUGAGGGUAUGACCUCUGGUACCUCCGUUGCCAUCAACUUCGAGCAGAAGGAGAUGGUCAUCCUCGGUACCGAGUACGCUGGUGAGAUGAAGAAGGGUGUCUUCACUGUCCUCUUCUACGAGAUGCCUAUCAAGCACAACGUCCUCACUCUCCACUCUUCUGCCAACGAGGGCAAGAACGGCGAUGUUACACUCUUCUUCGGUCUCUCUGGAACUGGCAAGACCACUCUCUCCGCCGACCCCAACCGAGCUCUCAUUGGUGACGACGAGCACUGCUGGUCCGACAACGGUGUCUUCAACAUCGAGGGAGGUUGCUACGCUAAGACCAUUGGCCUGUCCGCCGAGAAGGAGCCCGAUAUCUUUGGCGCUAUCCGAUACGGUUCCGUCCUCGAGAACGUCGUCUUCGACCCUCUCACCCGUGAGGUCGACUACGACGAUGCCACCCUCACUGAGAACACCCGAUGUGCCUACCCCAUCGAGUACAUCUCCAACGCCAAGAUUCCUUGCCUGUCUCCCAACUCCCCCUCCAACAUCAUCCUCCUCACAUGCGACGCCCGCGGUGUUCUGCCCCCUAUCUCCAAGCUCGACCGCAACCAGACCAUGUUCCACUUCAUCUCUGGUUACACCUCCAAGAUGGCCGGUACUGAGGACGGCGUCACCGAGCCCCAGGCUACCUUCUCCAGCUGCUUCGCCCAGCCCUUCCUUGCUCUGCACCCCAUGAAGUACGCCAAGAUGCUUGCCGACAAGAUCGAGACUCACAAGGCCAACGCCUGGCUCCUCAACACCGGUUGGGUCGGUGCCGGUUUCGCUCAGGGUGGCAAGCGAUGCCCUCUCAAGUACACUCGUGCCAUUCUCGACGCCAUCCACUCUGGCGAACUUGCCAAUGUCGAGUAUGAGAACUAUGAGGUCUUCAACCUCCAAGUUCCCAAGACCUGCCCCAACGUUCCCUCAGAGCUUCUCAACCCCUCCAAGGCCUGGACCGCUGGCGAGGACAGCUUCAAGACCGAGGUUGUCAAGCUGGGCAAGCUCUUCCGCGAGAACUUCACCAAGUACGAGAGCGAGGCUACCGAGGACGUCGUCAAGGCUGGUCCCGUUGUCUAAGAAGAGGAAGAAUGAGAGUAAAAAAGAACAAAAGGGAAAGCGAUUUUUUUUUGCGAUUGGUCAUGACAAAUUCGAGCAACUGUUUAUCAUCUGGGUCCGGCGUCAUUACAUGGCGGCCAUCAACCGGCUGCCCUCUUCUUUUUUCGUCCAAGGGAUUUCUUAUAUAGCAUGAGAUUGUGUGUAAUGUGAGCAUGAACAAAGCUUUACGAUUUCUGCAAUAGAAAAGCAUUUGCCAUUGAUUUCUGACGUCUAUUUUGCUUGUGA